GUGUCGUCAGCUAAGUGUCUCGUCUCGUCACAUCUCUACUCGUAUCGGUUUUUAGGGGCAUAUGUGAGUUGAAUGGUCAGAAUGUAGAGACAUGAAGAGACAUGAAAAUUGACAAUUCACAAGUGUGACGGAGGAGAACUAGCCCUCCCCGCUGGGUAAUCAUUACUGGCAACCACACACACACACACAUACACACAUCGCAUUCACUUACCUCUCAUAAUCCAUCCCGUUUCCCCGGCUGUCGAAGCUGUGAGUGCACGCACACUCUGAUGGCACAUGGACAUGUUUACAUACCACUCUUCCCCUCUGUUAGCAUCCAUAACCCGGACCCUUCAUACACACACAUUGUCUUUGCACACCCGCUGUUUUGUUUGUUUGUUUGUUUUGGUUAGCUGCCUUCGGAUUGACACGCUGUGCCGGCAAACCCGAGUGAUCGAGCGGCGCGCGCUUAUGACGUCAUCAAAGUGCACCGCGCCGGCGCAGUACAUCCGAAGGUUGGCGAGUCCAUUUAUUUUUGUUAAGUGAAGGAGGGUUUUAAUUAAUUUAUACUUACCUGAGAGUUAAGCUCCCGAUUUAGGGGAGGAGUCUGGCCUAUAAAGAGAGAGGCCAGACUCACAGAAGGUACUUGUUUACCAAGUCGACCAAAGUGAGUGGUAGUGGAGGAAGUUGUCUGAUAUAUUGUUGAUAUUUGCUGGUGUAUACGUUUUCAUCAUUAUUUUGCCUUUUUGUUUAUUGAUUUGGUACUUUGGGUUUUUUUUGUCUGCACUUGUAAAUAUAAAUAUAUCACAUUUGGUUAUCUUCUCAUACACUGUAAAUAAACUUCACCUUGUACGAAAGUACUCUUACGGUUUGAGCCAUCGUUAUUGUGGUAUUUUGAGACAUACCCACGUCUCAAAGCGAACUGGUGGUGUUCACUUUAUCACAGUUGGUGGCAGCGGUGGGAUGGCUCCCCGUAAGCAUAAAGGCCGGGCACGGUCUAAGGUGAAGGCAGUGGAGGAGGAUGUGACCUGGAACGCUGCGGAGUCAGUGGAGGACGAGGGAUCGCCUACUGAACGUUCCGGUACAUCACCAAAGCGCAACUUACCACAACGUAAGCCUGUCUCACCAGGGUCUAAGGCUAAUGAUGGGAUGAUGACUCUGAUGCGCCAGUUCUUGGAGGCGCAAGAGCGGAGGGAAGAGCGGCACAUGCUGGAGCUUCGAGGUCUGCGGGAGACCAUAAUGCAGUCUGCACUUCCUGCUCAGUCAUCGAUGGACAUGGGAAGUCUGCGGAUGGAUCUACCAACCCCAGCAGCACCGAGAGUUACGGGUCAUUAUGAUGCAGAUCAUGACGUAGGCUUUCCGAGAUUCCCUGCUCCCAAUCAGCCGUUACAACGGGCAGAGCCGAAGAUACCUGUCUUUCAACAAGGGGAGGACAUCGAGAGUUAUCUUCGGCGGUUCGAGCGUCUUGCUAAGACAUGGAGGUGGCCUCAGGAGGAGUGGAGUUGUCGUCUGGUACCGCUGCUGACAGGGCAGGCGUUGGAGGCGUAUCUGGCCAUGGACGAGGACCAGGCGGAGCAGUACUCUGAGCUGAGGGAGGCACUUCUGGCUAAGUUUGACGUCUCAGCUGAGACGUAUCGUCAACGGUUCCGGGCGGCUACAGUUCCUGCUGGUGAGUCGCCCACAGAGUCAUAUAACCGGCUGAAGAACCUCUUCAAUCGUUGGGUGCGGCCGGAGGAUCACACAAAGGAGGAGAUCGGCGAGAUCGUCAUCCUCGAGCAGCUGCUCAGGGUUCUGCCCUAUGAUGCACGCACGUGGGUGAAGUAGCACGAGCCGAGAUCAGGACUGGAGGCGGCGAAGCUGGCACAAAGGUACCUGAAUGCUCAC
Misgurnus anguillicaudatus (oriental weatherfish) is the source of this 1863-nucleotide messenger RNA. The record is from RefSeq and is a predicted model, not a curated record. Lineage: Eukaryota; Metazoa; Chordata; Actinopteri; Cypriniformes; Cobitidae.